AAUUAUUAAUUGUGAAUCUCAAGGCAAAAAGAAGAAGCAUCCGCAUUGGUGAAGAUUUGACACGUCAAUUGUAUUUUUCACAAUACAUGUUUUUGCGAUAAUUUAUAAAUUUCGAGAAUUAACCAAAAGUUUGAGCAACAAUCAUGGCGUUGGCUGAGGGACCUUGCUAUACAAUAAUUAACUCUCCGGACAUCGAGGUGCCGAACGAGAUGCAGCUUAAACAAGACCUCGAAAAGGGCGACACCAAUGUUAAAAUCGAAACCCUAAAGAAAGUUAUACAAAUGUUGUUGAAUGGAGAGCGUUUGUCUGGAUUGAUUAUGACCAUUAUCAGAUUCGUACUGCCCGUACAAAAUCAUCAAAUCAAAAAACUAUUACUCAUCUUCUGGGAGAUCGUACCGAAGACUUCCGCCGAUGGCAAACUUCUGCAAGAAAUGAUACUCGUGUGCGAUGCUUAUCGCAAAGACUUGCAGCAUCCAAAUGAGUUUUUGCGGGGUUCAACUUUGCGUUUCUUAUGCAAGUUGAAGGAGCCUGAGCUAUUGGAGCCACUCAUGCCAGCCAUACGAGCGUGCCUCGAACAUCGUCAUUCCUACGUACGUCGAAAUGCAGUUUUAGCCAUUUUCACCAUCUACAAAAAUUUCGAUUGGUUGGUGCCAGAUGGACCUGAGUUGAUUGCUAACUUCUUGGAAACUCAGCAAGAUAUGUCUUGCAAGCGCAAUGCGUUUCUGAUGCUGUUGCAUGCAGAUCAAGAGCGUGCACUCAACUAUCUGGCUUCUUGCAUUGACCAAGUAAACAAUUUUGGUGAUAUUCUACAACUGGUCAUCGUCGAGCUUAUUUAUAAGGUUUGCCAUGCCAAUCCAUCUGAACGCUCCCGUUUUAUACGCUGCAUUUACAAUUUGCUUAACUCGUCAUCAAACGCCGUGCGCUAUGAAGCUGCUGGUACCCUUAUUACACUAUCUUCCGCUCCAACCGCUAUACGGGCAGCAGCCAGCUGCUACAUUGAGUUGAUCGUCGGCGACAGCGACAACAAUGUUAAACUUAUCGUUCUGGAUCGAUUGGUUGCUAUGAAGGAAAAUGAAAACAUGGAGAAAGUAAUGCAAGAUUUGGUCAUGGAUAUAUUGCGAGUUUUAGCAGCACCUGACAUUGAAGUGCGCCGCAAGACCUUGGCUUUGGCAAUGGAUUUAGUUUCAUCACGCAACAUCGAAGAAAUGGUGCUGGUGCUUAAGAAAGAAGUAUCCAAGACUCACAAUGUUGAACAUGAAGACACCGGCAAGUAUCGUCAAUUGCUUGUGCGCACACUACACACUUGCUCCAUUAAAUUCCCAGAUGUGGCAGCAAAUGUAAUACCGGUACUGGUCGAAUUUCUUUCCGACACAAAUGAGUUAGCUGCUGCCGAUGUAUUAAUUUUUAUUCGCGAAGCUAUACAGAAAUUUGCUGCACUGCGUGCACUUAUUAUUGAGCGCCUAAUUGAAGCAUUUCCACAAAUAAAAUCUUCGAAAAUUCACCGCGCUGCAGUCUGGAUAUUAGGUGAAUAUGUUGAUAACAAAGAGCAAGUAGUGGAAGUCACAGAAGCUAUUAUUCAAACUUUGGGCGAGGUACCGAUGGUGGAGGCCGAGCAAAAGCGUCUGGCCGGUGAACAAACGGAUGAAGGUGACAAGGCUGCCGAAGGCAACAACGCUAUUUCUUCAAGCAAUAAAGUAACUUCUGAUGGUACAUAUGCUACACAAAGCGCAUUCAGCCUGGCACCUGUGGCCAAGAAAGAGAAGCGUCCACCACUACGGCAAUAUCUAAUGGAUGGUGAUUUCUUCAUAGGUGCUGCCUUAUCGGCCACACUGACUAAGCUUGCACUACGUUACGCAGAACUAGAAAAUGAUGAGCGUCAGCAAAAUCGCUUGACCACACAAGUGAUGCUCAUUAUGAGUUCCAUUUUGCAUCUUGGCAAGUCAGGCUUUCCAACCAAGCCUAUUACCAAUGAUGACAUUGAUCGCAUUUUCAUUUGCUUGCGCACACUGAGUGAGCGCACAAAAGAGGCUGUAGAAGUAUUUCAACAUUAUUGUCGCGAUGCACUUGGAAAAAUGUUGGAUGCCCAACAUGAAGAGGAUCAACGCAUUUUGAAAGAAAAGCAACGUGCUGCUGCUAAGGUACAACCGGACGACCCGGUCGCAUUUGCACAACUAUCAAAUGGGCGUGACAAUCAGUUGGGCGAAAAUGUUUUUGAGACUAGUUUGAAUCAAGCAUUGGCAGGCACCAAAUCCACCAACUUGAGCGACAUCACUUCGCCAAAUAACAAACUCAACAAAGUAACACAAUUGACCGGCUUCUCCGAUCCCGUAUAUGCUGAGGCUUAUGUUAAUGUCAACCAAUAUGACAUCGUUUUGGAUGUAUUGAUAGUUAAUCAAACAAAUGACACUCUACAAAAUUGCACAUUGGAACUGGCCACUUUGGGUGACUUAAAACUGGUUGAACGGCCACAUCCUGUAGUCCUGGCACCCCAUGAUUUUUGCAACAUAAAAGCAAAUGUAAAGGUAUCAUCUACAGAGAACGGAAUUAUUUUUGGCAAUAUCGUUUACGACACAAGUAUUAAUACAAAUGUUGUUGUGCUGAACACUAUACAUAUUGACAUUAUGGAUUACAUCAUACCCGCCUCUUGCACUGAUACUGAGUUCAGGCAAAUGUGGCAAGAUUUUGAAUGGGAAAAUAAGGUAACAGUAAAUACAACGUUCACCGAUUUACAUGAAUAUUUGAAACACCUAUUGAAGAGCACCAAUAUGAAAUGUUUGACACCGGAAAAGGCACUCAGUGGUCAAUGUGGAUUUAUGGCCGCUAAUAUGUACGCAAAAUCGAUUUUUGGCGAAAAUGCUCUUGCCAAUCUAAGUAUCGAAAAGCCCGUGGACGAUCCAGAUUCUAAGGUCACUGGACACAUACGCAUUCGUGCUAAAAGUCAGGGCAUGGCACUCAGCUUAGGCGAUAAGAUCAGCUCAUCACAGAAGCAAUCAGUGCAAGCCGCUUAGAUGCCGAUAGAUGUUGCAACAUAUUUUUUAAGCUUGAGCUCUUAGUGUAUUCGUUGGAUUUUUUGUUUUGAUAGGGAAUUAAAGUAAAAUAUUUUUCCAUACAUACAAACAAUUGCACUACAGACAUACCUUUUAUGUGUUGAUGGAAAGUGCGCGAAUAGGAAAGCGAACGCAACUUUCUAGAUAUAUGUGAAGGAAAUUUGGUGUAGUAUAUCCUUUCUAUAAAAAAAAACAAAAAAAAAAACUUAUAAUUCCAGCUAUUAAAUAGUAUAAAAUACGACCAAUUACUUUGUUUUAUGUUUUUGAAUAUCGCAUUACGUGUACGAGUUUGUUUACAUACAUACACCGUUUAUUAUAUAUACAUACAUACAUUUAUCAACAAUAAAAGGUUAAUGAAAGUUA
This is a messenger RNA of Rhagoletis pomonella (apple maggot), 3410 nucleotides long. RefSeq names its product coatomer subunit beta (gene betaCOP). The transcript has 9 exons. The coding region runs from base 144 to 3008 and encodes 954 amino acids. Gene Ontology annotation, cellular component: cytoplasm; COPI vesicle coat. NCBI's taxonomy places the organism in Eukaryota, Metazoa, Arthropoda, Insecta, Diptera, Tephritidae. The record is from RefSeq and is a predicted model, not a curated record. Gene Ontology annotation, molecular function: structural molecule activity. Gene Ontology annotation, biological process: intracellular protein transport; intra-Golgi vesicle-mediated transport; endoplasmic reticulum to Golgi vesicle-mediated transport.